AUGGAGCAUAAUUUACCAAAAUCUUCUCCACUUGGAAUUCCUAUUGGAACUUCUUCCAAAGGUGUCACCAAUUCACCCAAUAUGGGCCAACCCAUGAGUUCAUCUUAUGAAAAUCGUUGGCUCUCAGCUAAUGAAGAUAUCAACAAAAAGAAUUCAGUUGUACGUAGAAAGAGUAUUACUUCUGAAAAUAAAUCAACAGCAAAAGAUACCACAAAAAAGAAAGAAAAUAACACGACACCAGCAACAACAACGAAACCUCAUGGUGAAUUUCCAAAAAAAUCUCAAAAGGAAAUGACAAAAGCUGAACGUCGAGCACUUCAAGAAAAGCAAAGACUCGAGAAAGCAAACCGCAUCGCAGCUGGAUUACCAAAAUCUGCUAAACAAGCUGCUGAAUUAGAAGCUAAAAAAGCUGCUGCUGCUGCUGGUGGUGGUGCUGGUGCUGCUUCAGCAAAAUCCUCAACUCAUCAUCAACAAGGAGACAAUAGUGGUUUAGAUGUGAACAGUAAUAGACAAACGAAUAAAAAGAAGGCGUUAUCAAAGAAUCAACAAAAUCAAGUGCCUUGGUUAGUUCAUUUAGAAGCACCAAAGACAAAUGAUGCUUUGACAAAGGACCUUCAUCCUGCUGUCCUUCAACUUGGUUUGUACUUUUCUGAACAUAAGAUUGUUGGCUCAAAUGCUCGUUGUGUAGCUAUGUUGGAAGUUUUUUCAAAGGUUAUUUCUGAUCAUAAACCUCCCUCAGAUGCUACAUUCUCGAGACACAUUCAAAAACACCUUGACCCUCAUAUUGCAUAUCUUCUCAGCAUUCGUCCUAUGUCUUUAAGUAUGCGUGAAUGUAUUCGUUGGUUGAAAAAGGAAAUGGCAGAUAUUGUAGAGGAGGAUCCUCCAUUGAGCGAUGAUGAUGCACGUAAACGAUUAAUAGAACGUAUUGGACAUUUUAUUCGUGAAAGAAUUACGAUGGCUGAUAAGUUAAUUGUUCAAAAUGGAUUACAAAAGAUUCAAGACGGCGAUGUUAUUUUGACUUAUGCCAAGUCAUCUGUAGUAGAAAGUUUAUUAUUAGAAACAAAGAAAAAGGGCAUUGAUUUUAAAGUGAUUGUAGUCGAUAGUCGUCCUUUAUUUGAAGGGAAACGUCUUUUACGUCAAUUAGUAGAUGCUGGUAUAGAUUGUUCUUAUUAUUUAUUAUCUAGCGUUUAUAUUGCUCUCAAGUCAGUCACCAAAGUCAUCAUGGGCGCACAUGCUCUCUUAAAUAAUGGGGCUGUUUAUUCUCGUAUUGGAAGUUCAAUGAUUGCUAUGGCUGCAAGUGAUAAACAAAUUCCUGUCAUGAUUUGUUGUGAGACAUAUAAGUUUGUUAAUCGUACACAAGUCGAUUCCUUUGUUUUAAAUGAAUUAGGUAAUCCUGACGAUUUGGUGAAUACAAAAUCAACACAUUGGAUAGAUGAUGAAAAGGCAAAUAAUUCUGCUGUAUUGGCUACAUGGAGAGAUCAACCUGACCUUAGAUUACUCAAUUUAUUAUAUGAUGUUACCCCUUCCAAGUAUAUUACUUUAGUAGUUACCGAAGUAGGGCUUAUUCCCUGUACAUCUGCUCCUGUUAUUUGGCGUGAAUACAAGUAA
Cokeromyces recurvatus is the source of this 1608-nucleotide messenger RNA. RefSeq lists its product as uncharacterized. The coding region runs from base 1 to 1608 and encodes 535 amino acids. The record is from RefSeq and is a predicted model, not a curated record. Lineage: Eukaryota; Fungi; Mucoromycota; Mucoromycetes; Mucorales; Mucoraceae. The transcript is spliced from 4 exons.